UAGAGGUUAAUUUAGUAGCAAUUUGAAAACAUCUCAGAGACUCCAUUUAGUCUCCCUUUUAAGCUUCUCUUUCACGAGAAUAACCAUCACAGUUAACAGCAUGUUAUGAAGGUUUAUUCAUCUCUACUAGACUACAAAUCUGCAGGGAUUAAAAAACAUUUGUGAUAUAUGGUAUGGAUGCGGUAUUACUAAUGCACUAAUGAGUAGCUUGCAAAGUCAUGUGGCACUGUGGGUAACUCCCCCUAUAUACAUACAUACAGUUUACGGGGUUUGAAUGCAUCAGAUGUGCAGUUGUCUAUCAGACUGAUCGACAGUGUGCUCCAUGACGAUAGAGAACAGUGGCCAUGGAGGUUACGCUGAUUAUACUAUUGAUCUCUUAUAGAACUGCAACAAAUGUACUACCAGUAAUGCUUUCAAUAUUCUUUGUCAGUCCUUAUGGAUCCUCUUUUGCCGAACAGUUACAUGUGUGCUAGUUAUCUGACUGCUCACCUUGCUGUUGUUAGUGAUGGAGUGGACCAGGCCUGGCCUAUCGUCCCCGCUGAGGCCAAUCUGUGACCUGAGGGUCCUGGACCAUUUCAUCAAAGAAGCACGAGACGCAGAAGUCGCUAUGAAGUCGUGCAGAGAAGGAUGCAGCCUGUCAGAAUCUGUCUCUGUUCCCCAAACCACAGUCGACUUUGAUGUCUGGGAGAAGACAAAUGGAUUAGAUCAAGCCCACGAGGUGCAGUCUGGCUUGUGGCUCUUACAACAGGCCCUGGGGUUGCUAAGGACCUCAGUCACCAACACAGCUCUGCACAGCCACUUAGAUAACUCCAUCAGAAACCUGCUCAGCAUCAAUGCUGUGCUGCGCAGCCUCAACAUCCAGGAGUAUACCCCACCAGCAAGUGCAGCGGAGCUUGAAGGAACAUGGAGGGUGUCCUUGGCAACAGAUUUGCUUCAAGUUCACGUCAACUUCCUGCGUGGCAAGGUGCGCCUCCUUCUCAUGGAUGCACAGGCCUGCCAGCAAGACGUCAGCUGAUCUCUCCAGGCGAAGCUCAUUUGUGUUUACGAAGGCAAGAGGAGGGACUUGACACUGUUGACCCGCACGCUGGCUGCUGGAACCAAGAGGGGAAGGAGAGAAAGAUGCAGCCGUCCUCGCACACGGGGACCAAGCUGGAAGGAGAGGACAGUCCCAGCAAAGCUUUGGAUGGAGAGGAGAUGAUUGCACCGUGGAAAGUAGAUGUGAAACAGUGACAUGUUGAAGCACACACUGACCAAAACGAGGCCUUUGGGAAGCACUGCUCCAAGCUGUUCUACUGGCACUAUCUUGCACUGUGUGUGUGAGUUGAAACAGAAUCAAUCUGUACCUAGUGUGUAUGUUCCCUGUGUGUUUUACCCCUACUCUCACCUUUUACAGUCAACUGGAGUGAAACACAUAGUAAAUAUUGGAGAAAUGAGGUUACAAAAGAGCAGCCAUUUCCAUAACCAUGGCCAAAAUGAACGAGGCCCUUCCCCAAAUCCUUUAACAUGUUUCAACUAUGCCUCACAUUAGUCCCUCCUUGUGGAUUUGUUUGCAAUGAAUAUUUGUAUACAUAUGUUAAAGUUGUGUGAAUACUAUUUAUACAGAUUUUCUACUUUUUAACUUGUCUUUUUUAGUGUUGGAUCUUAAAGAUUGUAGUAUUGCCAUGUCCUCUUGUGUAACACUGUACAAUAUUGCAAAGCUGUUUGUUGACAUCAUUUGCAAUAGCACGCUGCUGUCUUCGUUUUUAUCAAAUAGUUUGUACAAAACAAGCCGUUAGAUUCACACCUUUCCACAGAACAGAGGACUGAAGAGUUGGAGCAGAGGUUACAGUUUUUCGAGGUCAGUGAGAAGGUGGCUGGAGGGUUACAUGAGAACUGUGAAGCUGUUGUCACUAUCUGUGUUUUUGUUGCUGCCUCACCAACACUCAGUCAGUCUCCACACACUGAUAGCCGGACUGCCCGGAACAAAGCUGUUUGGCUUUUACAAGUAACAUCCUGUGAGGCUGCAAUAGCAAAUAGCUUUCCAGAAUCUGACGUUAAUACUGUUUUUUCGCCGUUUCUUAUUCGUCAACAAACAUGCAGGCAAUUAGUUAGCGCUGGGAACUUCCAUAAAGUUGAUGUUCAUCUCUUUCAGACCGGUAAAGUGUUCUUCCUUGUUUUCUUCCGUAUUUUUAAAUCUUGUUGUUCAAGUGCAAGAUGUUUGUUGAGGAUGUUUGUACAUGUUUUCUUUCCUGUUGUUUUUGUCCCCCAACUGUAUUAUCUGCUAUUUAAAUACUAAAUAUUAUUCUCAGAUAAAGAAAAGAUAGAUGGAAACACAACAA
This is a messenger RNA of Gymnodraco acuticeps, 2318 nucleotides long. RefSeq names its product erythropoietin a (gene epoa). Gene Ontology annotation, molecular function: cytokine activity; erythropoietin receptor binding; hormone activity. Lineage: Eukaryota; Metazoa; Chordata; Actinopteri; Perciformes; Bathydraconidae. The transcript is spliced from 5 exons. Gene Ontology annotation, cellular component: extracellular region. Gene Ontology annotation, biological process: nucleate erythrocyte development. Bases 506 to 1015 code for a protein of 169 amino acids. The record is from RefSeq and is a predicted model, not a curated record.